Messenger RNA from Cuscuta europaea, 2216 nucleotides. Lineage: Eukaryota; Viridiplantae; Streptophyta; Magnoliopsida; Solanales; Convolvulaceae. The record is from the annotation of a GenBank genome assembly.
CACUCCGUCACUCGCUAUCCUAGUUCGGUCCCCUUUAACAACCUUCGUUAAAUACUUCUCAUAAACCAAAAUAGAAACUGAAUUGGAAAUGACAAAACUAUCAAACAUGAGAUCUAAUCUCACCCUCAAACCACUUAAAAGAAACAAUCAAGACUUUCAGCAGAAAAUUGAAUUGGGAUUUGGUAUCCAUGUUUAGUUUUACAGUGAAGACGACAAGUUGGUGUAACUAGUGGAGUUUUUUACUGCUCCAAUAGUAAAAAUGGAAUCUUUGAACUAUGCUUUUGAAGAAAAAGGUUUUCAUUGCUCUGAUGAGUUACCUGUUGAUUCCUUCUCAAGAACUAGAAGUCUUCUUAACGAAUUCGGCUUAAACCCUUUCUCUGAUCAUCAUGAAGGAGAAGAGUUCAUAGAAUCCGGUUUGGCAGAAAUGCUACAGAGAUCCAAAACUGAUAAUGAUCUUAGGCAAACAGCACUUUGCACUGGUGAUGCUAAUCCCGUCUUCAUCGACUCAAAGUCAUGCUUAGUUAUGGCUCCAAAGAAACGAAUGAAUCCAAAGAAGAUGGUAAUGAAUGAUUCCAAAGAAGGGAAAAGGGCUCGAGUCACUAAUUUUAGUACCAAACAAGUCCUUAUUUGUCAAGUUCAUGGAUGUGACCGGGACCUGAGUUCUUCUAAAGACUAUCACAAGAGGCAUAAAGUGUGUGAUGAGCACUCUAAGACGGCCAAAGUCAUUGUUAAUGGCAUCGAGCAGCGGUUUUGCCAGCAAUGUAGCAGGUUUCAUUUGCUAGCAGAAUUUGAUGAUGAUAAAAGAAGCUGUCGCAAGCGCCUUGCAGGCCACAAUGAGCGCAGACGAAAGCCUCUGCGCGAAUCUCAUUGGGGUAAAAUGACUUCAUUUUGUUCUGACCAGUACUUAUAUUUUGCAGUACUUAAUGUAAUCAACCAACAUAUAAUGUCAUAAGCCACUUACCCUAUCACUUGACUCUUAGAGCUACUUUGGUUAGGGGAUUGCAGGGCAGGUAGCGCGACGGGUGAUUUUUCAUUUUUACGGAGUAAACUAUUUCGGUGUGUAGGCAAUUGGAAAUAAAGUGGAGAUUAAAUACUGUAAAGAAAUAUCUAAUCUACCUAAGCAUAGAGUUAUUUCUUGUCUAAAGUCUAAACUAACACAUAGAGGUAAGUAAAAGAAAAAUCAAUCCUCCUCUCAUUCUCUCCUAAAUUCCCAAACCGUACAUGCCAUUAAUAUUGAAACAGGUCUGCAUUAAUAGAAUCAUAUAACAUUAAGCUAGGUCAAAUGUAUAAUUUGAUUCUGAUUAGUCUAACAACGCACAGGCUUAAGCAUUAGUCUUUUUAGUGCUAGUCAACAACAACAUUCAAGUCUUAGUUCAAGUGUUUGGGAUCGGUUCUAACCCGCUUUUAUAAGGACACAUACAAUGUCUUCAGCUAUUUCUCGAAAACAAAGCACACUUUUAAGUUGAUGGUUUUUAUUUUAAUGUAUUACACAGAUAUUGCAGGGCCAAGGCUCUUAGAUUUGACUGCAGAAAAGACUGUCUCAUUUUUGUUCCCAGAAGUACUCAGCAACAACCACUUUUUUCAAGAAAAGUAUGAUCCUGAAGAAAGACUCAUUGAUUUGCCACAACCAAAACCAGUUCAAGAACUCUGCAGGGGAGAAAAUUUCAUAGCUUCUCACUCUCUUCUGUCAGAAAAUAAUGAAAACGUUCUAAGCUAUCCAUUAAGCGAGUUGGACAACUUUGGAGUAGCGGAGUGGGAAAGCGUUCGUAAAGAUAGUGAUGGCAAUAUUGGCUUGAACUGUGAAGCUGAAAUGGACAGGAAUCUGCACAUAUCAGAUUCUUGGAAUCUGAAUAUGCACAUGUCCUCCGAAAGCGGGGAAACCAUUGAUCUGCUGCAGCUGUCCACACAUCUACUUAGAGUGGAGCAGCAGAGAAGUUACGCACAGGUUAAACAAGAUAGCUGUAACUUCUGUUUUACUACCACUUGAGGAUCUGCAAAUGCAUUUAGUUAUUAGAGUGCUUCUGUUUACACAUGUGUAGAAGUAGUGAUGGUUUUCAAAAGUGCAAGAGUGGGUUGAAUAUUUAUAUAGUUGUAAGAUUUUCUUGGUUAUGAAUAAGGUUCAGCAUAACUUAGCCUUGGAAAAUUUAAUGAAAAGUGAGGACAGUUCAACUCUUACAAAGAGAUUCAUUCAUUUAUAAAUAGUUACUCAAGGUGAG